GCCAGUCAGGUGAUGCAAGACCAGGAAGUGGAGACCAUAAUGAAUGCUCUGGACGUUCUGCAGGAGAUCACGCAGGCCAAGACGUGGAUCAGACAGGAGAACACGCGUGUCGAUGAGGAGAGGGGGCUUCUCACUCAGAAGAACAUCAAGUCCUCAGAUGCCAUCGCAAACCAGAUAUCAGACCACUCAGGCAGUGCUGUGGGCACCAAAGUCAAACGCGGGAGGACCCAAAAGCAGCAGCAGCAACGGCAGCAGCAGCAGCAGCACUCCUCCCUGCCGCCACUUGGUACAUCCACACCGUCACACACGUCAGGCAAUCACAAGCACUUUGGACAGUUCGGCGAUAGGCUGCCCUAUGUAAGGAAGACAUCAUCACUCAGUUUGUCCACCUUGGAAGAGUUAACCGAGGAGUCAGACAGAUCUGCGACAGUGAGUGAGGCGGAGGAAGAGAGGAAGUCAAAGGAGAGGAAGAGGAGGAAGAGCAUGAGCGUGAGAUCAGCGAGGCAGCCGAACGAUAAGGAGAGCGAGAGUUACAACCAGCAGCUGCAUAUUGAGCAGCAGGUCAGGGAGGAGUCAGAGCAGCAGCAGGCUAGACGCGGCUCGACCAGCGUGGCCUACCCAGAGACUCUUCAGCAGGCCCUCAAGCUCCUCAGCACCCAGGACUGGGAGACGAAGGUGGAGGGCCUGACCCUCAUCAGGCGUCUGUGUGAGCAGCAGACUGAGACACUACUGCCCAGGCUGCAUGACCUGUGCCUGGCCCUCACCAAAGAGGUGAAGAACCAGCACACGGCUGUGUCGCGUGCCGCCAUGCUGACCCUGGCCCAAAUGUACACCAAACUGGGCCAGAGCAUGGACGCGGAGGCGCCGGGCACGGCGCGCGUGCUGCUGCAGAAGGCCGGAGAUGCCAACCGCAUCAUCAGAGACGACGUGGAGAGGGCCCUCAGCCACAUGGUGCUCAGCGUGUCACCCGAAAGCAGCGUGGCCGCCCUCGUCAGCACCGGCCUCAAGCACCGCUGUUCAGCUGUGAGAGCGUGCGCCGCCAAUCACCUGUGGAUGGUGUCUGAGUGCGAGGACGCUAACCGCCUGCUGUCCAUGAGGAAGGACCUGAGCGAGCGCUUCGUCCAUGCCAUCUGCAGCAUGGCCCUCGACCCGGCACGGGAAGUCAGAGCUCAUGCCGGUAAAACUCUGGCCAACCUGGCUAUGCACCCCAAACUCAUCAGCUUGGUGGAGAAAUGUGCCCCCAAGAAUGACCAGACUGCCAUCAAAAACAUCAUCAGCAAAUACCAGCACAGUAAUGUGCUCUGAGGAACACUUCAC
This is a messenger RNA of Engraulis encrasicolus (European anchovy), 1317 nucleotides long. RefSeq names its product TOG array regulator of axonemal microtubules protein 1-like. Gene Ontology annotation, cellular component: cilium; cytoplasmic microtubule. Gene Ontology annotation, biological process: microtubule cytoskeleton organization. Bases 13 to 1305 code for a protein of 430 amino acids. The record is from RefSeq and is a predicted model, not a curated record. The transcript has 7 exons. Gene Ontology annotation, molecular function: microtubule binding. NCBI's taxonomy places the organism in Eukaryota, Metazoa, Chordata, Actinopteri, Clupeiformes, Engraulidae.